AUGAUAAUAAAUAUCAAAAGAAUAAUAUACAAUAAUAAAAUCAAUAAAAGAAUAAAUGGAAAAAGAAGAAUAGGAUAUAAUGAAAUAAUGAUAACAUCAAAAUAUUUUAAUGAUAUUAAAGAUUUUAUUAAUUUAGAAAUUGGUGUUAAAAGAUUUCAAGGAAAUAUGGAACGAUUUCAUUUUAAUCCAAUUCCAUUAAAUGAAUAUUCAAGAAAAUUAUUUCCUAAUAUUGAAACAUUUCAUAAUUAUAAUAAAUAUGAUGAAGAAUUUGAUGAUGGAAGAAUAUUUAAAGAAAUAAUAUGGUAUUUAGUAGAUUAUUCAACAUAUUUAAAAGAGAAAGAAGCAGGAAAUAUAUGUAAAAAUAUAGAAUAUACAGGAGAUGAUAGAUAUAAAUAUGGAACUACAAUGCCACCAGAAGUUAAAAUAAUAGGAAAUGGAUGUUUUUCUGAUUGUUAUAAACUAACAACAAUUAAUAUUCCAUCAUCAAUUACAUCAAUAGGAAAUUUGUGUUUUUAUAGAUGUUCAUCAUUACAAUCAAUUAAUAUACCAUCAACAAUUAGAUUAAUAGGAAUUAAUUGUUUUUAUGAAUGUUCAUCACUAACUAAUAUAAAUAUCGAAAAUGUAAAAUAUAUAAGUGAAGAAAAAAUAAUUAUAAAUGAACCAAUAUUAGUUAGUAUUUCAAUACCAGAACAUUUAAAAAUGAUAAAUGGAAAGAAUUAUAUAAAAGAAGAUAUUAAUAAAUUUACUAUUCCAUCAACAAUUACAUCAAUAGGAUGUGGAUGUUUUUAUGAAUGUUCAUCAUUAACAACAAUUAAUAUACCAUCAUCAAUUACAUCAAUAGGAGGUGGAUGUUUUUGGGGAUGUUCAUCAAUAACAACAAUUAAUAUACCAUCAUCAAUUAGAUUAAUAGGAAAUAAUUGUUUUUAUGAAUGUUCAUCAUUACAAUCAAUUAAUAUACCAUCAUCAAUUACAUCAAUAGGAAAUGAUUGUUUUUAUAAAUGUUCAUCAUUAACAACAAUUAAUAUACCAUCAACAAUUACAUCAUUUGGGAGAUCAUGUUUCUAUGGAUGUGGUUGUGUUGAAGAAUUAACACAAAAUAAAAGAAUACCAAUAGAGUGUUUUGAUAAUUAA
Entamoeba dispar SAW760 is the source of this 1131-nucleotide messenger RNA. RefSeq lists its product as uncharacterized. The record is from RefSeq and is a predicted model, not a curated record. The transcript has a single exon. Lineage: Eukaryota; Evosea; Mastigamoebida; Endamoebidae. The coding region runs from base 1 to 1131 and encodes 376 amino acids.